Molecule: messenger RNA, 601 nt
Organism: Scutellospora calospora
Lineage: Eukaryota; Fungi; Glomeromycota; Glomeromycetes; Diversisporales; Gigasporaceae
Source: the annotation of a GenBank genome assembly
CGAAAGAGCUCGGAUACUCGCUAUUCUCCUAAUAAUCCUUAUUUGAAGGGCGGUUCUGAUAGCCGCAACAAUGAUAAUGACUACGGAAAUUAUGGCAGAAGGGAUUCUCGAGGCAAUAAUGAUUACGGUGCACGUAAUAGCGAGUCCGGAGGAUUCGGGCAAAGAAAUUAUCGUGGUGAUAAUACCGAUUAUAGACGUGGUGAUAAUACCGAUUAUAGACGUGGUGAUAAUAACGAUUAUCGACGUGGUGAUAAUAACGAUUAUCGACGAUCUGGACCAAGAAAUAAUCGUGGCGAAAGCAAUGAAUACGGUAGUUCAAGAGGUUAUCGAGGCGGUGCUGGUGACCGUGGAAGAGGUCGUGGGUCAGGUGGAAAUUCACGCAGGCCAGGAAGAUGGCACAGUGAUCAAAAUAGAUCUAAUAAAUCUGCCGAAGAAGGGGGAUUCGGUAGCGGUAAUAGUUGGGCAGAACAGCAAGAGCAAGAAGAAAUGUCGGGUAAAACCCACCUCCCUUGGGAAUCGGAUGCAAAUGCCGAAGACGCUGGACGGAAAUCUAACUCCAAUGAUUGGAAUAAUUCCUCUAACCAACAAGAAAGUGAAAAAG